AUGUCAUCAUCCGAGAGUAGACUGUCCGAUACCGAUGACCCUAUGGCUGUAGUUUCUAAAGAUGAGAUCGUCCCUGAGCCAGAGAUCUUUACUUCUGACACAGAGAGUGACCCGGAGAUGAUGUCCGAUGAUGACGACGACUUUCAGCCCUUUGCGCUGCCCGAUUUCGGAGAUGAUUUACCGAUUGCUGAUGGUAUCCCAGACGAGGAUUCGUUUGUUAUUCCUAUUCCUGUGCACGAUCAUCUUAUCAUCGGUCAUCCCGAUGGUGAGCAUGUCGUGACACUGAUCCUCGCUCCUGUUCCUCUUACGGUCAUUCCUCCUGAGGAUUGGCCUUUUGACGAUCUUUUUGACGAUGAUUUUGAUCUGUUUGUUGAUGGUCCUCUCGAUGACGCUCAUGGUGACGGAGAGCUUGAUGAGGACGUUGUUGCUAUUCCACUUUUGGGGACUCCCGUUAUCGAGAAUUCUUCUGACUCUAGUUUACACUCCGUCUCAGAUUCCUUUGAGUCUGUGUCAUCUUCCGCUUUACAGGCAGUUGGACUGCGACGUUACGCCACAGAUUCUAACGAUGAUACAGCUAUGUCAGCUGCACCGUUAACUCCACAUGACAUUGAGCCUGGACUUGAGCCUGAUUUUAUUCCUGAUGAUCAGCCUGUUGAUGCACCCGCUGAUCCUGAGCCGAUACCUGCACCUGAGCCUUUACCUGAUCAUGACCCUAUUCCAUUUGGCAUACCUGAUAUUGCACCCCUCAUAUUUGAUCCAGUUCCUGCACCCGCUGACCCUUAUGUUAUUGAGCCAGUCACUCCUCUACUUGCACCUGCACCCAUUGAUGUUGCUCCUUUUUCACCUGGUAGAGAUAUACCCGCACCCCUUCCAGGGGAAGGCACUUCUAGCCAGCAGCCUAGCCAUGACCCACAUGUAUCAGCAGCUUUCCCUCACAUGCUUCAGUCUGCACCUUCUGCUCAUUUUAGUUCUUCACCACUUGACGAUCCACUUAGAUGGUUCCCACCGUACACCAUGCCGAUUUCUGAUCCCUACCAUCCCUCACACUUUACUGGUUAUACACGAGAUGAGUUACUUCUAUCAUUGCAGCUUCAGUAUGAGAUCAUGAGUCGCAGGAUUUUAGAGCUUGAGAUGACACCGCGACCUUUGCCAUGUCCGUGUCAGCCUACUUUUGUUCCCCCUCGUUCAUCACCAUCCCCACUUUCGCAUCCUCCCGCACCACUUACUCCAUUUCCCGAGUUUGACACUCGCUUUCUUACUGUUGAGCAGCAGAUCAGUUAUCUGUUGCGUCAUGUUUAUCAGCUUGAGGAGGAGCUUGCGCAUGUGCACGGCUUGCUUUUUGUUCCUCCACCUCUGUCACACCCCAACCGAUAG
This is a messenger RNA of Helianthus annuus (common sunflower), 1374 nucleotides long. RefSeq names its product proline-rich protein 36-like. The transcript has 2 exons. The record is from RefSeq and is a predicted model, not a curated record. Lineage: Eukaryota; Viridiplantae; Streptophyta; Magnoliopsida; Asterales; Asteraceae. The coding region runs from base 1 to 1374 and encodes 457 amino acids.